CAAGCACUUCGAGGAGGAUAACCAGAUGAUCGAUAAGAUCAUCCAGCUGAUGGAGAUUGGCGUCCACGUCGCCAUCGUCACGGCGGCGGGAUAUCCCGGGGAUUCCAAAAAGUUCGAGGGGCGGCUGCGGGGUUUACUCGACUCGUUCAAGGAGAACGAGCUGACUGCGGAGACGAGGAAGCGGUUCAGCGUGAUGGGCGGCGAGUGCAACUACCUGCUGGAGGUUAACGAAGAGUUUGAGCUCGAGUUUGUCGACCCGGCGGUGUGGCGGGACCAGCCCAGCACCAAGAAUCUGUACUGGUACGCGCAGGGCGAGGCUAAGACCAAGGUGGAGGCGUUCCUCGACCGCGCCGAGCAGUUCCUCAAGGACGAGGCGGAGCACCUGGAGCUCGACUACGAGGUUAUGCGCAAGGAGUUUGCAGUUGGGAUCCUGCCGCAGUCUUCGACGGUGUACGAAAAUCUCGAGGAGAUUUCAAUCGGCGCAAUGAUCGAGCUGUCGGACGCGGAGGUCCCUUACUGCGCCUUCAACGGCGGUAACGACGUGUUCGUCGACGUGGGGAACAAGAACAUCGGUUUGCAGACGCUGAUGAACUACCUCGGCUUCGAGGGACACCAGACGCUGCACGUGGGUGACAGGUUCACGAGCACCGGAAACGACAGCCGCGUGAGGGACGCGUGCUCGAUCCUGUGGGUGGCGUCCCCGGACGAGACGACGUUCUUCAUGCGCCUGCUCUACCGCGACAUCGUGAACGCGCGCGUCCUGUAAUUUUUUCAAAACCCUGCACAUAACCUGUCACCAUACACCAGCGGCGAAGUACCAAGGUAGUCUACUAGCUAGUCUACCAACCAAUUUU
Micromonas commoda is the source of this 854-nucleotide messenger RNA. RefSeq lists its product with no specific name. Gene Ontology annotation, molecular function: magnesium ion binding. The transcript has a single exon. Bases 26 to 766 code for a protein of 246 amino acids. The record is from RefSeq and is a predicted model, not a curated record. Lineage: Eukaryota; Viridiplantae; Chlorophyta; Mamiellophyceae; Mamiellales; Mamiellaceae. Gene Ontology annotation, biological process: nicotinic acid riboside biosynthetic process; nicotinamide riboside biosynthetic process; nucleotide metabolic process.